AUUGAAGCCCAAGACUGUCAGUGGCUCUCAGCUUGAACUGAUGCUGAAAACUACACGGAUGAAAGUUUAGAUUAUUAUACCAAGUAAAAUAUCAACGAAAAUGAAGCGGUUCAUUUUACCAAUGGUAUUGGUGAUGACAUUGCCUACGUGCAUGGAAGCCAUCCACGGAUUGUACAAUUUCGGUCAACCCGAGUUGUUCUACAAAAAGAAUCAUUGCAAACCGAUACCGGCAAAUCUCUUCUUGUGCAACGAUAUAGAAUACACUGAAAUGCGCCUCCCAAACCUACUUGGACACGAGACCAUGAACGAGGUUCUGCAGCAAGCUUCGUCUUGGAUCCCACUGGUCCAGAAGCAGUGUCACCCCGAUACCAGGAAGUUUCUUUGCUCUCUGUUUGCUCCGGUCUGUCUUGACGACUUAGACGAGCCCAUCCAGCCAUGCAGAUCGCUGUGCGAAAGCGUAAAACAGGGGUGCGCACCGGUAAUGUCCGCCUUUGGCUUUCCCUGGCCAGAUAUGCUGGAUUGCGAACGCUUUCCACUCGAUAAUGACCUGUGCAUACCUCCCGCGGGCAUCGAUAACUUUGUUCCAGUCACCAAAGAAGUGCCCAAGGUUUGUGAUGCCUGCAAAGAAAAAGAGGAAAACGAUAAUGAAAUUGUUGACAAUCUCUGCAAGAACGACUUUGCGCUCAAGAUCAAAGUCAAGGAGAUCUCUUACAUGAACGGAGAUACCAAAAUUGUCCCAGAGACCAAGAGUAAGACCAUCUACAAGCUGAACGGUGUGACGGAGCGCGACCUGAGGAAGACAGUGCUGUGGCUGAAGGACGGCCUGCAGUGCGUGUGCGAUGAAAUGAACGACAUCAACGCAGCCUACCUGGUCAUGGGCCAGAAGAUGGACGGACACCUGGUCAUCACGUCCCUCAAGCGUUGGCAGCGUGGUCAACGGGAGUUCAAGAGGAUUUCCCGCAGCAUCCGCAAGCUGCAGUGCUGAAUGGGCAUGACGAGAUCAAGGUCGAGAUCAGGCAGACGUUCUGCUCCGGUUUGAUCCUCUUGGUCAACUUCAGUGUGACCAUAACAUGCUGCAGGUGUAUCUACCUACAAUACAUGACUUCAUCAAGUGUUUGUACUGCGGCCACCUGCGCAUGCCUACACCUUUCAGUAGUUCAUGUGCUUCAAUUUUUAAUUUGGUCACGCCAACACAAGAAAAACAGAGAGUACAUGCCAAACACCUGGAAGAGUAUGUAAUUAGUAAACUGAUAUCAAACUGUAGCAUAUGCCAUUAUUUACAACUACAAUAAUAUUUCAAUAUACAGUAAGACACAUUCUUAUUUAAUUUGCGAUUAAAAAGAUGGAAAUAUUGAGUUCAUAUCAAUGAGAGGAUGUGUGAAAUUAGUCUGCACGUGGUGUAUUGUACUUUAGCUAUACGUUAAUGUGAUAGUGAGACGAUGCUAUCAAAUACAAUGUUUUUUUGUUUUUUACUUAUCUUUCUCAAGCAAAAUGAGAGAUAGCAGGCUAUAUUCUCUGGCUGAUACAAAAAAAAGUAGCCAUGUCUUUGUAGUGAGACGUUCAAGCACAUUUGACCAGUUACUUUGUAAACAUGCUAUCUUGCUCUGUAGCCUUCUCAUCAGUGGCAUAUUUUGGUACUUGAGCCUCAAUCCUGCACUAUAUCCUUUUAUACAAUAUACUAUAACAAUGAUAAAUGAAAUAUUUUUCUAGAUCAGUUCGUCAUGGUUUCUGCGUCCUGUUUCAGUUUUUAGACCAUAACUAACAAUAUCAGGAUUUUGUAGUAGAGUUUGUUAAUGAGUUCUGUUCAAAAAUGCAGUUGUGUGUGUGUGUCCUGUAAAAUAUUUCCUGAAGUAUUACUGUGUAAAUAUCAGAUUUACAUGUUAUUCGUGUACAUAGUUUUCAGCAAUAGUAGAAUACAUUUGGGAAUGGGAAGAUGGGAACUGUUAUAGAUUUUAAAUGAUUUUGUCAUUCAAUAGUGUCCAAUCAAAGCUGGUAUUUACAUACAGGCAGGCAUAUAUUUUAAGUUGUACCACAAACCUGUAAUAGAUUUAUUAUUAAAGGAAAUAUUCAUUUAAGGAACACUGACAUAAAAAAUAAAUCUGAACAGUCAGUCUUAUAUC
Molecule: messenger RNA, 2120 nt
Organism: Osmerus eperlanus (European smelt)
Lineage: Eukaryota; Metazoa; Chordata; Actinopteri; Osmeriformes; Osmeridae
Gene: sfrp2
Product: secreted frizzled-related protein 2
Exons: 3
Coding region: 101-985 (294 amino acids)
Biological process (GO): non-canonical Wnt signaling pathway; canonical Wnt signaling pathway
Molecular function (GO): Wnt-protein binding
Source: RefSeq, a predicted model, not a curated record